AUGAUCAAACCCAUUCUGAAAGCACUCCUCACCAGCCUGACAAUACGACCCGCUCGGACAGCACACCCCGUCCUUCGGCAUGCAUUUCUUCUCGCCACAGGGCACCUCGCCAAGAUCGCAAGUGAUUUCAUCGCCGCAGACAUGUCCAAUGGGGCAGCACCCGUCCGCGACGCAAGAGAAGCCCUGCUUGCAGAACCCCCCGCCGCCGUCGGUACAGCACACUCCCACGGAGGGCAUGCAGCCGUCGUUGCAGACUAUCUCGCCGGGACGGCAUUGGGCGGCGAUGACGACGGCGGAGGCGUCUUGGAAGUGAGAGGAGGCGUCUUGGAAGGGGGAGGAUGGCGAUAG
This is a messenger RNA of Trichoderma breve, 348 nucleotides long. RefSeq lists its product as uncharacterized. The record is from RefSeq and is a predicted model, not a curated record. Lineage: Eukaryota; Fungi; Ascomycota; Sordariomycetes; Hypocreales; Hypocreaceae. Bases 1 to 348 code for a protein of 115 amino acids. The transcript has a single exon.